UCGCUCUCAGGGUGCGAACUCAUGCAGCGGAAUAGUAUAACGCGGAACGAGAGCGGAAUCAAUCACGAGCGUUCCGCACUUUUGUUCUGUUUUCAGUACUUCUUAACGGAGGAUCUUCGCAGAUCGCCACAAAAAAUAAAUAUGGGAAAAAAAGACAAGAACAAAAAUAAAAAUAAAAUAAGCGGCAGUGUAAAAACUGCGCUGAAAACUGAGAAGAAACUUAAUGCUAAGCAGAAGAAGGAAUUAACGGCGCUUGGUGAGGAGGAUAUAGAAAAAGUCAUUGCUGAGAUUGAGAAAGAGGAAGCUCGUAGACAACGCGUGAAAGAAAUGGUAGUAAAUCCGCCAUCCAGACGAGUCAACUUCACUUUGACGGCGCAUCCCUUUAAGAACGAACUUAUUAUGCUUGGCGGCGAAUUUCAUGAUGGUCGGCAGACUUUUGUAUAUGGCGAUAUGUUUUCCUAUAAUAUAAAUAAACAAGAAUGGACAUUGAUAAAAGCACCUGGAGCACCACCACCGCGAUGCGGUCAUCAGACGGUGGCUACGACUGCAAAUGGCACUGGUGAAUUAUGGGUAUUCGGCGGUGAAUUCACUAGUCCGAGUGAAUCGCAGUUCUAUCAUUACCGUGACUUAUGGGUAUUUCGAUUCGCCGAAAAAAAAUGGGAAAAAAUCACAGCUGCAAACUGUCCAUCAGCCAGAAGUGGACAUAGGAUGAUAUAUGUAAAGAAACAACUUAUAGUAUUUGGCGGAUUCUAUGAUAAUUUGCGGCACGAUUAUAAAUACUUUAAUGAUGUACACAUUUUCAAUCUGGAGACUUAUACCUGGCGGAAAAUCGAGCCCACUGGUAUUGCACCUGCUCCUCGAUCCGGCUGUAUAUUUUUGCCGACUGUCGACAAUAAACUUGUCGUAUACGGAGGCUAUAGAAAGGAAAAAAUAAAAAAAGACAUGGAUCGGGGUUGCAUUCUCGCCGAUAUGUUUCUCCUAACUCAAACGGACAAAAACGACUCAACUAAAUACAAGUGGAUUUGCGUAAAACAAACUGGGAUUCGAGUAACUCCAAGAUGUGGCGCUUCUGCUACAUUAAUCCAACAUGCGAAUCAGGCCUUCAUGUUCGGUGGUGUUUAUGACAAUAAUAAUGAUGACGAUGAUGAUGAUGAUGAUGAAAAUAUGUGUGGAACAUUUUAUAACGAUCUAUUUGCUUUGGAUCUGGAAAACUUACACUGGCGUGCCGUAACAUUAACUGAGAAAAAAGCGACGAAUAUCACUGACACUGACAAAGGACGACGAAGGAAAAAAAAAGAAGAAGUAAAUGAAGAAUUAGAACAGAGUAAUAAUUUUGACCAAGAAAUAUCGGAAAAAUCUCCAAAUUCUAUACAACCUACAAUUACUGUAGACGACGACGGAAUAUUUACGAUGGUAAUAGGCUCAACAGUACCAACUUCAUCAUUCCUCCAUCAAUCUUCUUCGGCAAUGGCAAAUGACGGGAGGGAACAAUUUUUUCCAUCUCCGCGGAUGAAUGUCGGAAUGGUGAUGAAACACAAUGUUUUGUAUUUAUAUGGCGGCUUGGUGGAAAAAGAUGAUCGACAAUAUACUCUUUGCGAUUUCUACAGCCUGGAUUGUCGAAAAUUGGACGAGUGGAAAAUUUUGAGAUUAGAUGAUUUAUCGUCGCAAACAUGGUUCGAUUCUUCAGAAGAUAAUGAAGACGAAGGAAACGAAGAAGACGAAGAAAACGAAGAUGAAGACAUUAGCCAUGAAGAGCAGAAUGAUAACAACGGACUAGUGGAUAUCAAUGAAAAACUGAAAUAGAAAAAAUAAUAAAGAUUGUUUAUAUAGUUUU
This is a messenger RNA of Cataglyphis hispanica, 1834 nucleotides long. RefSeq names its product kelch domain-containing protein 4-like. Gene Ontology annotation, molecular function: protein binding. The transcript has 8 exons. NCBI's taxonomy places the organism in Eukaryota, Metazoa, Arthropoda, Insecta, Hymenoptera, Formicidae. The record is from RefSeq and is a predicted model, not a curated record. Bases 22 to 1803 code for a protein of 593 amino acids.